ACAAUCAUUAUGUUAGAUAAUAUUUUAUUAUAUGCAUUACAGUUUUAUUUUAUUAGUAGAACUGCAUUUUUAUAAUUAAUUAUUUUACAAUAAAUUUUUGUUAAAUUUAAAUAUUAGAGAUUGGCCUGUAUAUUUGGAUUAUAAAGUAAUGCAAAUUAUACGUUAUAUGUGACUAUUUUUAUUAUUGAUAAACAAUUUCAUUGUGUACAUACCUAUAAGUUUAUAUGUAUUUCGUGCACUAACAUGGAUACGAAUUCGGAAAAAGUGCCAUGUGUAAAAUUAAAUUCUGAAGAAUUGAAAACAAGUUUGGUUGCUGAAAUUCACCAAAAUACCAAAGCUCCAAAAUUGGAAAAACUCUCUCGGGAAAAUCAACAGGCUCAGGAGAAAAUAUUUUUGCUUGAGGAUUCAACUUUACAAAAACUACCAGACUACGCCGAAACUUUACUGAAUAUUUUUAUGCAAUCAAAACAACGAAGCGAAAUUGAGUUGCUUAUUGCUUUAAUAUAUUGUAUUGCCUUGGAAUCUGGUUUUGCUGUUGAAAGCUGCUUAAACUCGAAUGAUAAUGAAAAUUUACAUCUAUCAUUUUUUUAUGGAUCAACAUAUAACAAAAUAUUUGCAGAAACUUAUUCAUCACAUUUUCCUGAUAUAUUGCCCGAUAAAAUUAAUCAGAAUUUCUAUAAAUUCACUUUACUUCUUGCUAAUUAUCCUCAAUACAAAUGCGUUUUCGUAGCUAUUCGUACUGGCGAAUAUUUGGUUGUUACAUUGACAAAUUGUCACAGUCCUGGCUAUAGCUGGUGUUUAUCAGUCCCAAGAUAUGUUUUGACAAGAACUUCAAAUAAUUUUCAAAGAUUGUUUCGGAAUUUGCAAGAACUAUCAAUGCUAAUGAAAAAUCACUUAUUUGGACCUGUCAGAAAUCUUAUUUUAGCACAAUCGAAUAAUUUAUUUCCAGGGCUAACAGGCUUACCAGUUGAACUGUGUUGUGUAAUUUUGCGAAAUUUGAAUAAUACAGAUUUACAAAGUUUAUCUAAAACAUGUUGGAAAUUGAGAUGCAUAUGUGUGGAUUAUUACGUAUUAAAAGAUAAACCUUUGAUUAAACCAUAUGGAUCAAAGUAUCCUCAAACAUUAGAUAAUUCGUCGUCAGCUAUACUUAGACACUGUGUUUAAAAAUUAAAAAUGCAAUAGCAUUUCAAUAGUUCGACUACAAUUGAAACUUUAAAUUGAUGAAAUUUAAGAUUCAAGUAAUCAGAAAUGUGUCGCAAAAUAUCAAUUUGCAUCAUUUACUUUUUCUGUUUAAAAAAUUUUAAUAAAGUUUUACAGUUUUAAUAUCAAUUUUCGUCACGAA
Molecule: messenger RNA, 1342 nt
Organism: Condylostylus longicornis
Lineage: Eukaryota; Metazoa; Arthropoda; Insecta; Diptera; Dolichopodidae
Exons: 2
Coding region: 244-1164 (306 amino acids)
Biological process (GO): positive regulation of autophagy of mitochondrion; autophagy of mitochondrion
Molecular function (GO): protein kinase binding
Source: RefSeq, a predicted model, not a curated record